This is a messenger RNA of Linum trigynum, 599 nucleotides long. The record is from the annotation of a GenBank genome assembly. Lineage: Eukaryota; Viridiplantae; Streptophyta; Magnoliopsida; Malpighiales; Linaceae.
CCCCCUCCCCCCCCCCCCCCACCCCAAAUUUAGAUGAGCCGCUGCAGUCGUGAAAGAAGAAGGAAACAAAUAAAUAAAAUAAAGGCGAAGCAAGCGAUGAGGAGGUUCACGCCCAUGAGUAGGAGAGGAAGAGCCGUGACAGGUGGAGGCGGGAGAAAAACCGGGAAUACGACAGUGGCAAUCACGGCAGUUGGUUGUAAUGCGAUGGACAGGCCACGACUCUAUCCUUCUAGACGACCCAAGGUGUCAGUAUUUCUAAGUUGGCCGCCAAAUUGUGGUCGAAGGAGGGACCUCGGAGAUAAUGGCGGCGGAGCUCCAACGGUGGGGAUCAUCGAAGAGAAAGAGGUGGAACCGGUAGAGGAGGAGCCGAAGGAGGAAAAUCAUUCGAAGCUGGAGCGUGAGAAUGCAGACAUUGACGCGACUAAAUAGGUGAGUGUAAAGGGCUUAAAAUCUCCGUCGAGGUCUUUUAGCUUAUGCAUUUACUUAUAGCAGUUUGUUAAUUUUUUAGUAAUGCUCGAUUAUGUGUGUGAGGUAUCCCAUCGCCUUCUGAAGGUGGAGACACGCAAUGUGCUAUGUAUGAAUGAAUGAAUGUAUGUGUG